Molecule: messenger RNA, 771 nt
Organism: Fusarium coffeatum
Lineage: Eukaryota; Fungi; Ascomycota; Sordariomycetes; Hypocreales; Nectriaceae
Exons: 3
Coding region: 1-771 (256 amino acids)
Source: RefSeq, a predicted model, not a curated record
AUGAUGGCCAAACCUUGGAACGAACACCGUGGGACAAUCACCAAGCUGUAUAUCCAAGAGGGGAGGACACUCGAAGACACACGCAACAUCAUGAGGAUACAGCAUAACUUCGAAGCAUCGAUUCGCUCCUAUCGGCAACACUUUGAUAUCUGGCAGAUUGGCAAGUACAACUGCAAGAAGCGCGACAAACGCCGUCGUCAAUCUCUCGGCAAAAACCUCCCUCCCUCUCCACCACAUUCUCCUUCAGACGUGCCAUACUAUGGAGAAGAUGGAAGCUCGCCCGUAUCUUCCUCUAGCAGCUCAACCAGCCGACGCUCCUCUGACCAGAGACCUCUGCCGGUCUUGAAGCAGCCUCAGAUGUACACAGCCUACUUCUACGACUAUGCUCGAUCUCAAGAAGAUCCGCAAAUCAAAGUUGAGAACAACGGUCGAGAACCAGUUUGGGAAAACAUUGAUGUUGGCGCGUUUCGCAAUUCGCAAGUUGUUGAUGGAGUGUUACCAUCAGGUGUGCCUAUCCAGCCUUACCCUGAGUCUGCAGGCUGGCCUGUUCGAGGAGCAAGAUCAUCGUACCUCGCAAGCCCUCCACAGACGUAUUGUCGAGCGCCUUUCCAGGAUCCAGUGUCACGCUACGUGCCUGAGACGACGCUGUAUUCCCGCGGCGGGGAAAUCAGAUCAGUCUUGCGUGCUCCAGAUCUCUCACCAGGAAAGGGCAAUGGGGGAGUAGGGCCUGUAUUCCAUGUGGUUGACCAUCAGAACGUUGCUCGAGACUAA